Molecule: messenger RNA, 4578 nt
Organism: Anoplopoma fimbria (sablefish)
Lineage: Eukaryota; Metazoa; Chordata; Actinopteri; Perciformes; Anoplopomatidae
Gene: syngap1b
Product: synaptic Ras GTPase activating protein 1b
Biological process (GO): regulation of GTPase activity
Source: RefSeq, a predicted model, not a curated record
UUUGAACUCCACGUUUCAAAGGUGCCAUGUCUUUGGAGGAGGAACAGAAGGAAAACAUCGCAUCAGACAUAUGCAAGGUGUGCCGUCCCCCCCUCCUAUCAUCAUCACCAUCAUCGCACCCAACUCCACUCCUUCCACGCUCCCUCCCACGACCGUCCCACCUACGACCGUCCCACCUACGACCGUCCCUCCUGCGACCAUCCCACCUACGACCGUCCCCCCUUCAGCCGUCCUUCCUUCGAGCGUCCUUCCUUCGAGCGUCCUUCCUUCGAGCGUCCUUCCGUCGACCGUCCUUCCUUCGACCGUCCCUCCUUCAAGCUUCCCUCGCACGAGCGCCCCAUCUACGAGCGCCCCUCACAAGACCGUCCACCCCAGGACCGCUGGAACCCCCAUCUCCGUGUGAACACCGGAAAUCAGAUCUACAUGUUGGACCAGGAGGAGGUACACCCUUUGCUGAUGCGCGAGAGGCGCUCAGAGUCUCACAGGAACAAGCUACUGCGGCGGACAGUCAGCGUUCCUGUUGAGGGCAGACACCAUCCCGAGAUGGAUCAUCGCGCCCGGCGGAAGAGCAUAGCCACUGGGAAGCAGCCCAGCAUGGAGGUCCCUCCCACUGCCCCAAUUCAACCCUUCCGACAAUCCAGUUUCCUCAGUAGAAGGUUGAAGGGCUCGAUCAAGAGGGCUAAGAGCCAGCCCAAACUGGACCGAACCAGCAGUUUCCGCCACAUGAUCCUCCCCCGCUUCCGCAGUGCCGACCAAGACAGGACCCGUUUGAUGCAGAGCUUCAAAGAGUCCCACUCCCAUGAGUCCUUGCUGUCUCCCAGCAGCGCCGCCGAGGCCCUGGACCUCACUCUGGACGAGGACGCCAUCAUCAAACCUGUCCACUCGAGCAUCCUGGGACAAGAGUACUGCUUUGAGGUGACUACGGCAUCGGGAACCAAGUGCUUUGCGUGUCGCUCAGCUGCAGAGAGAGACAAAUGGAUCGAGAACCUGCAGAGAGCUGUCAAGCCCAACAAGGACAACAGCCGGAGGGUGGACAAUGUGCUCAAACUGUGGAUCAUCGAGGCCCGUGAGCUUCCAGCCAAGAAGCGCUACUACUGCGAACUCUGUCUGGACGACAUGCUGUACGCACGCACCACCAGCAAGCCCCGCACAGACACCGUUUUCUGGGGCGAGCACUUUGAAUUCAACAACCUGCCAGCCGUCCGCAACCUACGCCUUCAUCUAUACAAGGAGACGGACAAGAAGAGACGCAAGGAAAAGAGCACAUACUUAGGGCUUGUGAGCAUCCCCAUCUCGAGCAUCACUGGACGUCAGUUUGUGGAGCAGUGGUACCCGGUCAUCCAGCCCAGCGUCCUCACCAAGGGAGCUGGUGGUGGGGGGAAGAUCAUCAACGCAUCCCUACGCCUCAAAUCCCGCUUCCAGACCAUGAACAUCCUGCCCAUGGAGCUGUACAAGGAGUUUGCAGAGUACGUCACCAAUAACUACCGCACCCUGUGUGCUGUGCUGGAGCCCGUGCUGAGUGUCAAGAGCAAAGAGGAAGUGGCCUGUGCACUGGUGCAUAUACUGCAGAGCACUGGGAAAGCUAAGGACUUCCUGUCAGACAUGGCGAUGUGCGAGGUAGACAGAUUCAUCGACCGAGAACACCUUAUAUUCAGAGAGAACACUCUGGCCACCAAAGCCAUAGAAGAGUACCUCAAACUGAUCGGACAUAAGUACCUCAAGGAUGCUAUAGGGGAGUUCAUAAGGGCCUUGUAUGAGUCAGAGGAAAAUUGCGAAGUGGACCCCAUGAGAACACCCCCCUCUGUGCUCCCAGACCACCAAGCCAAUCUCCGAAUGUGCUGUGAACUAGCACUCUGCAAGAUCGUUAACUCCCAUUGUGUUUUCCCUCGAGAGCUAAAGGAAGUCUUUGCCUCCUGGAGAGUGCGCUGUGCUGAGAGAGGUCGAGAAGACAUCGCCGACCGUCUCAUCAGCGGUUCCCUCUUCCUGCGCUUCCUGUGUCCUGCCAUCAUGUCCCCAUCGCUCUUCAACCUCACCCAGGAGUAUCCUGAUGAGCAGACGUCACGCACACUGACCCUCAUCGCCAAAGUAGUGCAAAACCUGGCUAACUUCUCCAAGUUUGGCAAUAAAGAGGAGUACAUGUGUUUCAUGAAUGAGUUUUUAGAGAUGGAGUGGGGCUCCAUGCAGCAGUUCCUGUACGAGAUCUCCAACCUUGAUAGUGUCAGCAAUGCAGGUGGCUUCGAGGGAUACAUCGACCUGGGCAGGGAGCUGUCCAUACUCCACAGCCUCCUCUGGGAGGUCAUUGCUCAGCUCAGCAAGGAUGCCAUCAUCAAACUGGGUCCUUUGCCUCGCCUCCUGAAUGACAUCAGUAUGGCCUUGCGUAACCCCCACCUCCAGAGGCAGCCCAGCCAUCAGACAGACAGGGUGCAGGAGAGGCAGACAGACAGGCUGCUGUUGCGGCCGAGCUUCAACAGGGGAAUCUCGUCCGAGUUCCAAAAUCUCAUGAUGAGGGAUCUUAAUAGCUCUAUAGAUAUCACUCGCUUGCCUUCCCCCACCUCCACCGGAGGGGUCAUGCCAUCCCGCGCCCAGUUGAGUUUCCAGGACCGUGACCACCCCCAUCGAGCGUCCUCCAAAGAAAUGUUUUACGUAUCGCGCCCUCCCUUGGCCCGAUCCAGCCCGGCAUACUGCACAAGCAGCUCGGACAUCACGGAACCAGACCCUAAGGAUUCCCGAAUGAACAGCGUGUCUAACCUGCAGUCGGUGGACAUGCUCAACUCCUCCCAGGCCUCCAUCGCCGGCAUGGGCAGCUUCGGAGGGCUGAGCAGCGGAGGCGGUGGCGGCCUGGGGUCGGGCCUGAGCAGCCAGCUGCGGGCCGGUGGGAGGUUGUCAGCUGGCUCUGGCGGCUCCAGCAUGUCGGGCGGCCUUCGGCUGAGCCAGCUGAGCCAGAUGGGCACCACCACCGACUCGCUAUCCCAGCAGCAGCAACAGCAGGCCGCCGCCAUGCGCUACCCGCUUUCCUUCCAGAAUCCCCUCUUUCAUCUGGCGACCGCUGAUGGGCCUCAACAGCAACAGCUCCACCACCAGCACAGCCGGGCCCAACCUCCAGCACCCCUGCUCCUGACCCCAGAGCCCGAUCCCUCUCACCCGACCUACAUGCCACAGUUCGCCCACGGGGGGUUCUCUCGCAGUGAGGACCUGUCCACCCUCAGGACCAGGGACGGUCACCUGGGCCAACCCAGCAUCAUCCACUCUCACAGCUACAGCGACGACUACAGCAGGGCUGAAUAUGGACGCAGGCAGAUGUCCAUGCAUGUGCAGGAUAACCUCCAACAGCAACAACAAAUGAUGGGCUUGACCUCGCAGACAGGAACCUCCCACUCCUCUCUGGCCACCACCCCUCCCACCACAGUCCAACCCGUGCGCCAGAGCUCAGUUGCCCCGCCUCCCUCCCAGCGUGUCAAGUCCCAGACCUCCCAUCAGCUGUCCGUCAGUGCGGCCGCUGCACCUGCUGCUCUGGCUAAAACGCGACCGCCUAGUGGGAAUCUCCUCCAGUCGCCGGAGUCCGGCUACGGCGGCAGGCAGCAUGGGCCCCGGCAGCUGUCCGUCAAAGACAACACUGCCCCGGGCCUGCCCCACCAGCAGAGCUCUGUCAGGGAAAGCCAGAGUCCACAGGGAACCACCAGUCAGAGCAAUCAACAGUCACCACAGCAACAGGCGCCGCAACAGCAGCAGCAUCUUCUCAAACCCACCAUGAGCAAACAGGGCUCCCAGACUCCAUCUACCCUCAACCCUCCAACCCCAGCCAAUGAGCGAACAGUGGCCUGGGUCUCCAACAUGCCUCAUCUGUCGGCCGACAUUGAAAGUUCUCGGAUCGACCGGGAGGAGUUCAAACUGAAGGAGUACUCAAAGAGCAUGGAUGAGUCACGCAUGGACAGGGUAAAGGAGUACGAGGAGGAGAUCAACUCCCUGAAGGACCGCCUGGUGAUGUCCCACAAAAAGCUGGAGGAGUACGAGCGGAGGCUCCUCACGCAGGAGCAGCAGACCAAUAAGAUCCUCCUUCAGUACCAGAAUCGACUCGACGACAGCGAGAGGAAGCUACGGCUACAGCAAGUGGAGAAAGACUCCCAAAUUAAAGGAAUAAUUAGCAGACUCAUGGCUGUGGAGGAUGAGUUAAGGGGAGGACCCGUGAUUGAGCCAAAAACCAGGAUUUUCCCUGAUCAGGAGACCCAGCUUUCCUCCCUGGGUUCUGCAGACCCCGGUGUGAAAACUGAAGGUGGAGGGGGAGGUGGUGGAGGCGGAGGAGGAGGAGGAGGACAAGGAGGAGGAGCGGUAACCAACCAUCAAGGCCUCAGAGCCCCUUCCUCGGGCAUUUCCUCCGACAGCUCGCCCCACAAUGGAGUCCUCCCCCAAACUGUAGACCCUCCCUCUCUACCCACUCCUCAUCAACAUCCUAGUCAGAAUGGAGAGCUCCGUGGCAACCAAACAUCCUCCCCCAUGACAACCUCACAGGCAACAGGAACCACGGCAACAGCAACUACAGGCAUAGCAGAAGAAGGGGGAGUAGGUCAAACACAACACUGA